This is a messenger RNA of Didymella exigua CBS 183.55, 812 nucleotides long. RefSeq lists its product as uncharacterized. The transcript has a single exon. The record is from RefSeq and is a predicted model, not a curated record. Lineage: Eukaryota; Fungi; Ascomycota; Dothideomycetes; Pleosporales; Didymellaceae. The coding region runs from base 306 to 719 and encodes 137 amino acids.
UAAGGGGGUGUGGUGCGCGCCGCCUUGCUGCUUUUCGAAAGACGAAGUGAAGAGAUGAUGGCUCCUGUCUUCGAAGUGUCUUUCGCUUUUCCGACUCUAUGGCCGGGCGUAUAUGCUUUUCGGUUUGGAAUGGCGUCGCGAGAUACUACACUCUGCUAAAACUUCCGGACUGAGACGACAGCGUCACCGGACAUGUUCUCAGCGGACGGGUACUACUCACCACCAAAGGAAAAACACGAGCGCCUCAGACCGUGGCUUUGGGUGAGGAAACCCAGGGUAGUAUUAGAAGCGCAACACAUCAUCGCAUGAGCACUUCGUUUCGACUUCCCCCUCACAAUACACAUCCCCAAUUUCCACGCGACGAGAACAGCAGUAGAACCUCAGCCAAACCAACCAGCACAGCCCUUCCAAGUUCCAGAAAUCGCCGCGGCACUAGAUCCGCAGCAAACAAACCAUCUCUGCAAUCGCAGCAGCAGCUAAAUUCUAGUCAUGUAGACGAACUACCGCCACCGAGGACGCGCCUACGCAACAUCAAACAAUCCAAACCCAAACGUCCCCAAGCCGCCAACGAAGCGAUAUCUUCGCAACCAAAAGCCGAGCCCGUGAGGACACGGAGGCAUUUCCCUGCUCAUGCUGCACUUCCAGAACGGCGGAACGGAGAAGGGACGAACAACGCAACCUCCAGCGGCUGGCAUCACGCGCGGAUUCCACGACUUUGAAAGGCAGCGGUGCCGAGCCAUGGAAUCUAAAUAGUGUCGAGAACAAGGCAACGAAGAGGAAAAAUUGGCGUUUUAAGAGUCGAUGCGGUGUCG